Humulus lupulus (European hop) is the source of this 1676-nucleotide messenger RNA. RefSeq names its product F-box/kelch-repeat protein At3g23880-like. Lineage: Eukaryota; Viridiplantae; Streptophyta; Magnoliopsida; Rosales; Cannabaceae. Gene Ontology annotation, molecular function: protein binding. The record is from RefSeq and is a predicted model, not a curated record.
UCUUUGAUUCAAAACAUGGAUAUGGCGACGAAGUGGUGUGAUAUGCCGGAAUGGAUGUUGGAGGAAAUAUUUUCAUGGCUGCCUCCGGAGCAUUUGAUGCGUUUCAAAUGCGUGAGUAAGUCUUGGUAUAGUCUUAUCAUAUUACUUGUGAAAAACCCAAUUUUCGUGAAGAAGCACCUUGGCAAUAUUUACAGCAACAACAAGAUGCCCUCUACUAGGAAUUUAGUUUUCUGUUGCUAUCGACCUGGUUACUGGCCUAAUCCGGAUUUGGAAUUUUGGAGCCCUUAUGAACUUUACUCAUUGGUUACUAUGUACAAUGAUGAUAAUGAGAGUAAUGAUGUUUUUAUUUAUGUCAGUGAGAGUUUUGAUAUGCCAAUUCCUCGGACUGAAUUGGAUAUGUCUUGUGUGUUGGGGUGUCACUGUAAUGGGAUCAUUUGUCUUUGUGGUUCUCACAAAGCAAUACUGUUAUGCAACCUUGCAAUGAAAGAAUUCAGAACUCUUCCGAAACCGUAUCCACCUCUUGGUGACUUUGUGUUUGUGGUGGUAGGAAUAGGAUUUUACUAUGACUCCAGAGUAAAUGAUUACAAAGUCAUUAGAUUUGGGUGUGAGAGGUUGUUUCCUGGUAGUGUAGUGAAUCCCAAACCCAGGGCUGACAUAUAUAGUAUGGCCACUGAUUCUUGGAGAAGGGUUGAGACUCAGUUGGAAUUUGAUGGUCUUCCAUAUCCUGGGGAGCAAGUAUUUUGCAAAGGAGUUUUCUACUGGUCUAUGUGGACUAGUGCCUACUUUAUCAUUUCUUUUGAUGUAUUUGAUGAGGGACUCUGCAGAAUACCAUUGCCAGAUAGUCUUUUUGAGACACAAAUUGAACAGCUUAAACUAGCUUUGUGGAAUGAAUCUGUUGUCUUGUUUUUCUAUCCUGGAGAAAGAGGGUCUCCAAUUUCGAUUCAAGUAUGGGAAUUGGAUGACUGCCAUGGAGGUGUUAAGGGCUCUUGUUCUUGGAUAAAGAAACUAAUCAUUGGACCGCUGGUGGACGUUGUGACUCCAUGGACGUUCUGGAAGAGUGACGAGCUCCUCUUAGAAGCCACUGGUGGUGGGUUAGUCUCAUACAAUCUUAGCAGCCAAAUGCUGAGAAAUCUUACUAUUCCAGAGGCAGGAAGAAUAGUGCGUUGGGAAUUUUCAUAUGUGAAGAGUUUGGUUUCAGUACAUGGUGAGGAACAAGCCGGUUGAAUUAUUGAUGCUCGGUUCGGAUUCGUGUGAAGAGACAAAACUAGACUCAAACUGUAGUAAAUCUAAAAACAAUUUGCUAACUUUCUGCAGAAUAGGUUAUAGUUAUAGGUUGUUUUCCCUUUCAACAAUGUUAUGUUUGUCUAAGGUUUGUUGUAUUUACAUCAGUUUGUAGAGGAGAGAGUGUUCAUUGACAGGGUUUUGCCAUCCUAGAAAGGCCAUAUGCUCAUAUGCCAAUGCUAUCAACCACAUCACAAGAGUUACAAAGAACAAGAUCAAUCAACAUAACUUGGAAGCAGAACACAAGAAUUGAUUGGAGUUUGGUCUAUUGGAACCCAACUUUUGCAUUAAUAAAACUAUAACACAAUUUACAAUAGUUCACAGCAGAGAAACAGCCAUAUUCACAGAACCCUCUUAAUUAUUUUUCUUGUUGUAUGAAUGGACUGAUUUUUAAA